Molecule: messenger RNA, 2271 nt
Organism: Cladophialophora yegresii CBS 114405
Lineage: Eukaryota; Fungi; Ascomycota; Eurotiomycetes; Chaetothyriales; Herpotrichiellaceae
Exons: 2
Coding region: 1-2271 (756 amino acids)
Biological process (GO): regulation of transcription by RNA polymerase II
Molecular function (GO): DNA-binding transcription factor activity, RNA polymerase II-specific; RNA polymerase II cis-regulatory region sequence-specific DNA binding; protein binding
Source: RefSeq, a predicted model, not a curated record
AUGCAGGUGAAUGGCACUCGAGCCGCGCCCUCUGCGAAAAAGAAGUCCGUCGUUCUCGAGCCUGAACUCGAACAAACGCCUGCGCCGGACUCAGGCGACGAAGAAACCGAGGAGGUCUCCCAAAGCGAACUCAUCGACUCCGUUGUAUCCUACCUCCAAGUCUCCAAAGAUCCCGUGGUCGCCCGAGCCGAGUAUUCCAACGACAAAGUUCAGAGUAACAGUCCACACAAAGUGUCGGCAUAUGCAAAGAUCGCAGGCCGAGACUGGACAUAUUUCGUGCGCGAACAGUCAGUGAAUUUUGGAAGGCCGCCAGACGACAAGCCGAUUGCGAAUGGGGCAUCGAGUCCCGUUGCGGACCUGAAAGAGGUAUUCCCUGUCCACAUAGACUUGGGCCCAAGCAAGAUCGUCUCGCGGCAUCAUGCCUCAGUCUACUACGAUGCGGAUUAUCCAGAGGGUGAAGGCGGCUGGCACGUCAGGGUUAAUGGCCGAAAUGGCGUGCGGGUCAACAACGUUCUGAUCAAGAAGGGGCUCAGAAAACAGCUCAAGUCAGGCGACAUACUUGAAAUUGCCGGCACACAAAUGAUGUUCGUCACGCCGGACGACAAGGUCCAGAUUGAUCCAUAUUUCAUGGAACGUGCCAAAGCCCUGGCAGCAGGAGAAGACGUUGCUCCCACUCACCCGCAGUCCGAGUCGGCGAGAUACGAUCCUGGAAACGAAGCAGGCGGGAACUUCCCUUCUCUUGCCCCAGCUCCCCCAAAUUUCAAGCGCGAGACUACACCACCGGCGCAGCUGGCUGACGGCAAGAGUCAGCGUGGCGUGUUCGACAGCAAGAUGGCAAUGUCGCCUAUGUAUGGCCGUGGUAUGAUGAUGGAGAGCACUCAAGAAAUCGACUACAGCCGGGAUAGUGCUAAGGACCUCAAGCCUCCAUUUAGCUAUGCAAUUAUGAUCGCCCAGGCUAUCUUUUCGAGUGAGGACGAGAAGAUGACGUUGGCCAACAUCUAUUCUUUCAUCGCGGACAAGUAUGCGUUUUACCGUCACUCUAAUAGUGGCUGGCAGAACUCUAUUCGUCACAACUUGUCGCUCAACAAGGCGUUUCAAAAGGUCCCCCGGCGGACUGAUGAGCCAGGGAAGGGGAUGAAGUGGCAGAUCGCCCCCGAGUAUCGCCAGGAGUACUGGAAGAAGCAAGCUCGUCGAGGUGGUUCGGCACCUUCUUCUCCUGCUUCCGGCAAAGAGGUCAACCCAAAUUUCAGAGGUCCAAACGGGCAGAACCUCGGUUACGAUACUAGCAUGGUAGGCCAGUUUUCAGCACGAGACAUGUCAGAGCGAUCCGGUGGCCCUCCUGGUGGCAGGAUGAAUUUACAAUUCCCAUCCUUCAACCCUGGCCCGCCAUACCCGCCGGGGCCCAACCUUGCACCUCCUGUUUCGCAACCUCACGAAGCAGUCACACCGUUGAGAAGGAGAACCGACACCAUAAAUACACUUCCUGACAUGGACUUGGAGGACUCGCCAUUGCGACACGGGCAACCAGGGCCAACACCUCGUGUGGGAAAUGGUCUCCCGGUGUAUACGCUACCCUCUUCUGUUCCUCCGCCUCACCACUCACCCACGAACCCGACCCUUUCCUCCUCCUACCUAGACACACCGUUUCACCCGUCACAGCAUAGCAUAAUAACACCAGCACCAUUGCGACAAAACCCCAGACUAGCACCACCCAGUACGCUGAUCGCGCCCAGUAAGUUCAUGCCAGAGUCGUCACCUGCAGGACCUCAAGGACUCUUCUGGAAAGGCAUUAUGGGAGCCACACCAGGACAGCCACUGCCCGAUAUUUCACCUGUUAAGGACGAGGACCAUAGGACCAACGGCAUUGAGAGACAUGUUAUGAGCUCCAGUCCGCCACCAAUGGAUCCUAACAUGGGAAGUCCAAGCAAACCCGCGAGGAGCAGCCAGGCCACCUUCAGCUCGAGCUCGGCUGUGAAGAAAGAAAGCGCGGCACCGCUUGCUCAGCGCGAGAAUGGCACAACUUUAGAGGACAAUGGCAGAUUUAGCCGCAGUUUCUCUAGCAAUGGGCCUGCGAUCAGUCGUCCAACCUCAUCGAGCAGGUUUCCUCCACAGCCUCCUGCGAGCAACUCAGAUGCAAAACCAAGCCAUGAAGAUGACGACGAUGACGGUGAUGGAGGCUUUGAUUUAGCUAAGGGCUUUGCCCCUAUCGCUAGCGGAAGCUUUCAUUCGCAGAGAAGCGGCAGCCUCGGUGUUGCAAGGGCGGGAUCAUGA